This is a messenger RNA of Petromyzon marinus (sea lamprey), 1314 nucleotides long. Lineage: Eukaryota; Metazoa; Chordata; Hyperoartia; Petromyzontiformes; Petromyzontidae. The record is from RefSeq and is a predicted model, not a curated record.
CCUACUCACCCCCACUCACCACCCCUCCAGGUGUUCUCUGGCAUGGUGAGCUCCUGGUACACGUGGAAGGCUCUCAACUUCCCCUACUCACCCCUACUCACCCCUACUCACCCCUACUCACCCCCUACUCACCCCCUACUCACCACCCCUCCAGGUGUUCUCUGGCAUGGUGAGCUCCUGGUACACGUGGAAGUCUCUCAACUUCCCCUCUGCCGCAUGUUCCCUCCCCCCUCGCCUCGACGCGCUCUGCGCCCUCCGCCGCCUCGCCCGUCGCGAGGGCACCGAGAUGCUGGAGGCCCACUCGCCGUUCCCCUGGCCGGGAGCUCUGCCCAACGUCUCGCUGGCCCAGGGCGCGGUGGACGGCCCCUGGAGGAGCUGCGCCGUCGUGGCCAGCGCCGGGUCGCUGCUGCACGCCGAGCUGGGGGAGGAGAUUGAUUCGCACGAUGCGGUGAUGAGGUUCAACGCGGCGCCAACCGCGGGCUUUGAACGCCACGUGGGGAGCAAAACGACGAUCCGACUCAUCAACACCAAGAUCGUGACUCAGAGGAAGUACAAAUUCAGCUCCAGUCCCCUCUACCGCAACGUGUCCCUCGUGCUGUGGGAAACUCCACCUCGGCCCUGUAACAUCACUACGUGGUACGCCAGGAACAAUGCGCGAUUCUUCUCGCUCUACGCGUCGCUGCGCCGCGGGCGUCCCGGGCAGCACUUCGCGCUCAUCCCGCCGUGCUUCCUCUGGGGCCUCUGGGAUCUGCUGCAGAGCAACGCGGGCACGGCCAAAAUCCGGAGGACGUCGCCAUCCUCCGGCUUCCUCGGCCUCAUGUUCAUGGUGACUUUGUGUGACGAGGUGACCGCCUACGACUUCGUCCCGUCGAUGAACCGCGCCUCCCUCCUCUGCCACUACUUCCAGCGCGGCUCCGGCGCCGCCUGCUCUCUCGGAGGGUUCCACCCCCGGGGUCACGAGAAGCUCCUGGCCCUGAGGAUGUCCUCCAGGACUCCCAGGGAGGCCUUCGAGAGCGGGCUCCUCAAGCUGCCCGGAAUCAACGGACUCAGCUGUGGCGAUGAUGGUGAUGGUGGUGGUGAUGGUGGUGGUGAAGGUGGUCGUGGUGGUGAUGAUGGCCGUGGUGAGAACGGGCAAUAAGUGGACAGAUGAAGAGUGGAUGGAUGAGUUGAUGGACAGGUGAGUUGAUAGAUGUGUGGAUGGAUGGGUUGGUGGAUAGAUCGUCAUCUAUCCACCAACUCAUCAAUAGCUGUGUCUAAUGACCAUCUACUAGCUGUGUCUAAUGACCAUCUACUAGCGGUGUCAGGUGACCAUCU